GUUGUAAAAUUUUAUUUGAAACGAAGAUUUAUGUUUUGAAUCUUAUCUUAUGUCUGGAGUAUAAAAUAGAUCUUGUAAUACCAGCAGUAUACACGAAUUGACCUCAACAGGUCACUGGAAGUGAUACGUAAUUUAUUAAGCAGAAACCGGAAAAAGCUGGGUCAUUUGUUGAAUAAUGUGAUAGUAAAGAUAUGUUAAAAUGUAAAAAUACGUCAAAAACAUUUAAGUACAUAUGCAUAUGAUGAAAAAUACUAUGUAAAGAUAUAUUUUUCUAGUUGUGGUCGAUUUUAAAGGUACUUUAAGUAGUGUUGUGAAUGUACUGGACUGAGGAAGUGAAGUCAUAUGUGAAAAUGUGAAUAUUUUAAAAGUUUCGACUGUUGUAAAUCAUGGCUGCGUGGGUAUGGUUUGCUGCAAUGUUGUGUGGUACCCAGGCGGCAGUGCUGCCGCCACCGUGGGCGGAUGUCAGGAAGAAUCCUUGUGCGGCACACCCAAGGGGCUGGCUGAUGCUGUACUGGCCAAACGAUGGAAAAUGUUACACCAUUUACCAGAAAGGAUACCCCUGUCCAGAUACACAAGAGCUCAGUCCAGCUCGGUGGGGCGGGCGGACGGUGGCCGAGUGCAAGUGUCCUCCGGGUACUGCCCAACUGCCACACACCACCACCUGCCACAAGUUGUUCGAGCGAGGACCGUGCCAACCAGGAGAGUACUUCGCGCCUGUAGAGGAAUCAUUUAACAAGCGAGGCGAACGGCAAGGCAUGUGCGUGCGUCCUCAACAAUGCGCGGACGAGACCUUGCUCUACUGGCCUGCGGAUGGCCGGUGCUACUACCGCCUGAGUCAGGGCCCCUGCUACACCGGAUCUAUAUUGGAUCUGGGUGACGAUGGGCUGGCUAAUUGUACAUGUGCCUCGGACGGUCCUCACUAUUGGGAUGCUGACGGAGGGUGCUACGCUCAUUAUUCCAGAGGUCCUUGUGAGAAGGGGCAGCUGUUCUUGCCAGGUGCGAAGUGUGGCUGCGAGAGCCAUCUACCUCAUUAUCAUAAUGGUACUGGUGCCUGUUACGAAUUAGAUUCGAUAGGCCCUUGUCCCAAAGGACACGUGUUUUCCAUUUCGCAAAUAAGUCCUUACGGAUCUAAAGCCGAGUGUAAGUGUAAAGCCUUCCACACGCGAGCUGUAGACGGUGCUUGCUACAGACUGUACACGAGGGGACCAUGUGCUCAUGAUGAAAUGAUCGCGAGAGGGGGGAGAUGUAUAAAGUUGCCGUGUGCCCGCGGACGUUUGUACGUCCCAGAGCGUCGGCGUUGCUAUAGACCCGGUGCUCCCGAGCCGUGUCCAGUCGGUGAAGUGGUGGCAUUCGACUUCGAAGCCAGACCAGCGCUUGAUGGGUUAAGCCAUAAUGGAGUUUGUGCAUGCGGAAGUGGUGUUUGUACUAGACGAGAGGUCGAAGCCUGUUCCUCCAGACGAGGGUCUGCAUCAUACGGCGGGGCCUGUCACACACUCCAUACCCAAGGUCCAUGUCCAGAAUAUUCCUGGCUGGUAAAAGAUUCAUACGGUUCAACCAAAUGUCAGUGUAGACCUGGCAGGCUGCCUCCCGAUUGCAGAGAAGACACAAGAUUGAAAUUGAAGAGCUGACACCAUUGAAGAUGUCGUUUGUAAUGAUCUCGUAUAUAGAGCAUAUUCACUUGAAAAUGUCAUUAAGUAUUGUGGCUGUUUAGAGAUAGGACCUACUUUAAGUGUUCACACAUUAUUAGAAUCGAAUGACUCGGGC
Achroia grisella is the source of this 1764-nucleotide messenger RNA. RefSeq lists its product as uncharacterized. The record is from RefSeq and is a predicted model, not a curated record. Lineage: Eukaryota; Metazoa; Arthropoda; Insecta; Lepidoptera; Pyralidae. Bases 387 to 1628 code for a protein of 413 amino acids. The transcript has 8 exons.